GCUUGGGCGUGAGGAAUGCAAGGUGGUGUCAGUGAGCAGCGAUUAGGACGGUGGAAUUUUGCAUUUGCUACAGCGGCAGCUGGAGCGAGCGGCCUCGGCUGGCGCGAGCGAGGGCAGAGUCCCCAGCCGGGCGCGGCGGGCGUGGGAGCGGGGCGCGGGGAGGGCGGGACUUUGGAAGACAGCGGGGAUCCGGCGGCCACGGGUGCUGGGGGCGGCUCCUCGCAGCCUCUGGGACUCAGGUCCGUCCGCCGCCCGCCCAGGCGCGCUCGCACUCCUGGAGCUCAUUCCUGUUGCCUUCAGCCGCGUUCGGCUAAGGACCCGGUUGCCAUGGUGAAGGAGAAAGUGGCCCACCCUCAGGACCCUCACCACCCGUCAGAGAAGCCUGUCAUUCACUGCCAUAAAUGUGGAGAGCCAUGCAAGGGCGAAGUGCUUCGGGUCCAGACCAAACAUUUCCACAUCAAAUGCUUCACCUGCAAAGUGUGCGGCUGUGACCUGGCCCAAGGGGGCUUCUUCAUAAAGAACGGGGAGUAUCUCUGCACCCUGGACUACCAACGGAUGUACGGGACCCGCUGCCAUGGCUGUGGGGAGUUCGUGGAGGGUGAGGUGGUGACUGCCCUGGGCAAGACCUAUCACCCCAACUGCUUUGCUUGUACGAUCUGCAAGCGCCCGUUUCCACCCGGAGACCGAGUCACGUUCAAUGGGAGAGACUGCCUCUGCCAGCUGUGUGCCCAGCCAAUGUCUUCCAGCCCUAAAGAAGCCACCUGCUCCAGCAACUGUGCUGGCUGCGGAAGAGACAUCAAGAAUGGGCAGGCGCUGCUGGCGCUGGAGAAGCAGUGGCACUUGGGCUGCUUCAAAUGCAGAUCGUGUGGGAAGGUCCUCACCGGCGAGUACAUCAGCAAGGAUGGUGCCCCGUACUGUGAAAAGGACUACCAGGGGCUCUUCGGCGUGAAGUGUGAAGCCUGUCACCAGUUUAUCACAGGGAAAGUCCUGGAGGCAGGUGACAAACAUUACCACCCCAGCUGUGCACGAUGCAGCAGAUGCAACCAGAUGUUCACAGAAGGAGAGGAAAUGUAUCUUCAAGGUUCCACCGUGUGGCAUCCCGACUGUAAGCAGUCUACUAAGACGGAGGAAAAGCUACGGCCACCAAACAUUCAUCGUUCUCCAUCUGAUUUCUUUUAUCCCAAAAGUCUGAUUCGCCGCACAGGACGGUCUCCAUCUCUCCAGCCUACCAGGACCUCCUCUGAAAGUAUUUAUUCUAGACCCGGGUCCAGCAUCCCUGGCUCACCGGGCCAUACUAUCUAUGCAAAAGUAGACAAUGAAAUCCUGGAUUACAAAGACCUAGCAGCCAUUCCCAAGGUCAAGGCAAUCUAUGACAUCGAGCGUCCAGACCUCAUUACUUAUGAGCCUUUCUACACUUCGGGCUACGAUGACAAACAGGAGAGGCAGAGCCUUGGAGAGUCUCCACGGACUUUGUCUCCUACUCCAUCAGCAGAAGGCUACCAGGAUGUUCGGGAUCGGAUGAUCCACCGGUCCACCAGCCAGGGCUCCAUCAACUCCCCGGUGUACAGCCGCCACAGUUACACUCCGACCACAUCACGCUCACCCCAGCAUUUCCACAGACCUGAGCUCUUGUCUCCUGGUGUGCAGAGGUUGUCCCACCUGCGCACCAGCAGCUUCAGCUCCGCCCACGGCGACUCACGCCCCAACCCCCCCUUCAGACACCACUUCCUCCCCCAUAUGAAAGGCAAUGAGCCGUCCAGCGGCCGGAACUCCCCUCUCCCUUACCGGCCCGACAGCCGCCCUCUAACUCCAACUUACGCUCAGGCCCCUAAACAUUUCCAUGUUCCAGAUCAAGGGAUCAACAUUUACCGAAAACCACCCAUCUACAAGCAGCAUGAUGCAGCUGCCUCGGCAGCCCAGAACAAGUCUUCAGAAGACAUCAUCAAGUUUUCCAAGUUCCCAGCAGCCCAGGCACCAGACCCCAGCGAGAUACCAAAGAUUGAAACAGACCACUGGCCUGGUCCCCCCUCACUGGCCGCCGUAGGAACUGACACGAGACGCAGAUCUAGUGGCAGAGAGGAAGAUGAGGAGGAACUUCUGAGACGCCGGCAGCUUCAGGAAGAACAGUUGAUGAAGCUUAACUCAGGCCUGGGUCAGUUGAUACUGAAGGAGGAGAUGGAAAGGGAGAGCCGGGAAAGAGCAUCCCUGUCAGCCAGUCGCUAUGACUCCCCCAUCCACUCAGCUUUACCUGCUCCAUCAUCAAAAACCUCAUCUCUCCCUGGCUAUGGAAGAAAUGGACUCCACCGGCCUGUCUCCACCGACUUUGCUCAGUAUAACAGCUAUGGGGAUGUGAGCGGGGGAAUGCGAGACUACCAGACCCUCCCGGAUGGCCACAUGCCCGCCAUGAGAAUGGACCGAGGAGUGUCCAUGCCCAACAUGUUGGAACCAAAGAUAUUUCCAUAUGAAAUGCUCAUGGUGACCAACAGAGGGCGCAACAAAAUCCUGAGAGAUGUGGACAGAACCCGACUGGAGCGCCACUUAGCCCCGGAAGUGUUUCGGGAAAUCUUUGGGAUGUCCAUACAGGAGUUUGACAAGUUACCUCUUUGGAGACGCAACGACAUGAAGAAAAAAGCAAAACUCUUCUAAGUCCUGCACAUAGAUGGCAGUUAGAAAAAGAAAAGACUGUCAAGGCAGCAAUGCCUAGGAUGUGUAUUAAGGCCCAAACUUGAUUGGAGAAUUUACCAUCCCUCAGCAACAACAAAAAGGGAAGUCUUGUCACGACACCGAUGAGCCAAAUACCGGGCCAACCAACAAUAACACUUGCCAAGCAGCAAUGGGGUAGAAAUUUCUAUGUUCCCAAACUUAGCAGUAGUGUCCACCUGUGAUCUUUUUACAUGACCUCGUGUCCACAAAGGAGCUCCCCUCUUUCUUCUUCUGUUUUCCUUUAACUGUUGUCCACCAGAGUGCUGACUGUACUGACAAGAGCCAGCAAGUGCCCUUAGGAUGCUGCUCGGGAAGAAACAGUAUGCUAAUUCCAAAGUAUAACUGUAUUAUCAUGUAGCACUGUGCUAAGGAGGAGUCGGCCGAGGACUGCGUCCCUGUGAUAGCGACAGUUUUGCGCACACCUCUCCUUACCAGCCUCAGACAGCGGCGCCUGUGCACAGGCAGGCGUGGGAAUCAGGAACGGAGACGGGCAGCUCUGACCAGGUGGAUGACUAUUGGGAAGAAUCAUUUUUGACAAGCUCCUUAUUCUCUCUCCCGUUUGCUGGGAACAGGCUGGCUCAUUGCUUGGCCCUUAGUAGAAUUUUUAUAAGAGAAAAGAAAAGGGAUGAAGGAAACCAUCUCUGAGCGCUCUCCUGCUUCAGGCAGUGUGCCGAAUCCUUCCUCCCCACCAAGGACAGGAGCCGGCUUGGGCUCUGCCUUUGCAGAGAGAGGAAAGACGCAAACUGUCUCCAGAUUGGCCUGGCUGCAUGCUGCUGGUGAUGUCUGCCCAUGGAUUCUAUCGCUCUUAGAAAAAUUACUGUCCUGCCACCAACCCGGGCUCUUCUACGCAGUGUCCCUGCUCUGUGCAGCACCCUGUGAGUCAGAUCGAGCCCACACUGAUUUUCUUCAGUAAUCGGCUAAGGAAAGGCACGUUUUUCUCUUCAGUCUCUGCAACUCCAGAGUAGAUUGCAUCAAACAGAUUUAUGUUGCCCAGCACUGUUAACUUCAUGGAGUGGAAGUGUGUGUUUGUAUGUGUGUCCAUGUGCGCGUAACUCACCCAGGGCAAUUCUGUGAGUCUGCAUGUGCUUUAUAAUUUCUGCUUGGAUGUCCCACGGUGAUGCUGCUCCUAAGGGACAUUUGCAUGUGACUCGAAGAUCAAGAAUGAGGCUAAGCCCUGCCCCCAACAUCACCUCCUUCGGGAAGAGGUGUUGAUGCUUGGAAGCUAGCAUUUCCAUGUGCCGAUGCAGCUCCUAGUGGGAUCCGGCUGCUUUGGAGCUCAGAGAAUCUCACCAGGGUCCUCAUACUCCGCAACUCUCAGUUCAUAUUGGAGCCUCAUUCUCACCAAAAUGUGCAGAUAAGACCACAUUGUGAGGCCUGGCAUGAGUUGGAUAAAGGAGACGCUGUAAGGUUCAGUCACAUUUGUUUUCAUGCUUUGAGGCUCUGCUUAAGAGUUUAAGCUCUGUGUUAAAGCCAAAGGAGAAAGUUUGGAAUUCCCCUGCAAAGUCCUUUGAGAAAAGACGCUCAGAGAUUCUUCCCCCCUGCACCAAGGACUAGGAUCACCAGCUGUCCACCCCAGUGGUAAAGAGCAAGUUGUAGAGUUUCUGAGCUUGUGCUGCAGACCUGAGACUUGUGCCCCUUCUGCCUGUUGGGUCUGAGUGCUGCGGCAAAUACUGUAGCUGCUCUAAGUAUUCCUCUGUGUGCUUACUGAGGGGAUCUAAGUUUGAGAACUACUCUCAUGAAUCCCUGUAUGUGUGCAUGUAUGUGCUGGACCCACUGACAUACGCAGCAGGUGGCUCUGACAGAAUGGGCCUGAGCAGAGGAGACUGGCUUCUGCUUGGUCUGAGGCAGCCUGCAGUUUUCCCCUGCAGGCCUUGACUGCCUCUCAUGUCUCCAUGUCUUCCCUGUCUUCUCUCUCUGCACAGACUUCUAUGUCCUAGUUCUUGCUUUGCCCUGGCAGAGUGUAGAGGUGGGGACUAAGGUGCAUUCACAGUGUCUCCCCACCAUAGUCCCACCAUAAUGGUGACUAUGGCUAUGUGGGCCCCCGCACUUGGAUGAUGGAGAGAAUUUUUUUCAUUAUGGUGAUAAAGAACCUGCCAUGUUUUUCUUUGGUUAGUGAGUGAUCACCCAUAAAAUGCAGAUCACAUGGCCAGGGUGAGAAAAAUGAAGGUACUUGAAUGGCUUAGCUAGGGGUCUUAUUGUUCUACAUUAAAAGGACAUGGCUUUGUCAUGCAGUAGGAAAAUUAGACAAAGAAGAGACCAUCCUCCUCUUUAUGUUGCAGAGACUUAGAAAGAAGUGUCUGCCGAAGGUUGCAAUGAUAGUUACAGAACUGGACUCUAAAUUCUACUAACGUGAAAGACACCCUGCUUUUCUUAUAUCUUUUAAUGCAGUUCUGUACCCAGCUUAAAAUUUUUUUAUAAGGCUUCUUUCCAUAUCAAGCAUACUGGUUCAUCUAAACUGUACAUGCAAAAAUGCAAUUACUAGAAAACAUCAGUGGCCCCCUGUCUCUAAGCAGAGUAGGGCUCUGCUCUGGGGAGGGGCCACUGGAGACGGUUAUCUGGAGCGGGGGCCCGCGUUUCCACUCCCAGGGAGGAGGCUCCAGUUGGCAGAUGGUCAGGGAGCCAUCUGGUUCUAACUGCCUGACCCAGGGCAUGGGUUACAGUGCCCUCUCCAUUUUAUUAAACUGAGCUCAGCAUGCUUGACCUCGAAAUGUCUAGGCCACAACACAGAAGAGAAACCCUACCCUGUAUUAUACAGAAAAGUGUGAACUGUAACAUAAUCAAAGUCACUUACUCACUCUAGGGAAAGAAUUACAUAUAUGACAGGCUCGGUGCAUAUAUUAAGGGCUACAUUUUCAAGCAUUUGACUUAUUUAUGACUUGAAGUGCAUAUUAACUGCAUGAGGUCGAAGGGGCCUCUAUGACAAUAGGAGGGUCAGUGCUUCCUUUAAAAUGUCUUCAAGGAAGUGCAGGCUAUCAUGUGUUCUUCCUGUGUGAUUUACUUGGAGACAUGAAGAGCAUCUGAAAACCUGUACAGCUAGCUAUGCAUCUCAGUUUUGGUUUGGGGUUUGUUAUGAAAUGUUUUUAAUAGAACUUCUUCAGGAAUUCAACAUAAACUGCCUGUUCUCUGCAACCUCAAAGAGAGAAAUUAAAAUUGAUGGAUAAUAAGGUACCAAAAAAAAAAAAAAAAAAACUACUUUGGGAUGGUUUUCUAUCUGUGAUGUCCUCUAUUCUUCUCCACCCCCAACCCCAAACCUGCUGCCUUCUCUUCCGAGGCCCAGGCUGGAGGAGUUUUCUCUCCCAGCCAUCCGUUUCCCCAUCAUUGUCCAAUAUCCGUCACCCAUGACUCAGAGGGGUGCCGCUGGAAAUGUUUCUAAAACUCUCACCCUAUUUCUUUAUAUUUUGAAGCAAACAUCGUUUUCUAAGAAUUGCUUCUCAGAUGAUGGUAGAAAAUACAUACGCUUUUGCAAGUUUAAGAGAAUUCAAAUUAACCAUUUUUGACUAGGUGAGCCUUUCUAAAAAUUACAUACAGAAAACAGCCUGGGCUUUCUGGGGCAUGAUGGGUGGGGGGCAUGGCUCCGGUGUGAGUGUCUCACUCCCCACCCAAUUUCUUGGCUGUCAUGAAUCAGGGGAGGGAAAUGAACUCUGUCUCAUCAACCCUUCUGUGCCCUGAAGCAAGCUAAACUGCUUUGUCUAUAUUCCUGGUAGCUAUUUAAUCUUUACUUCCUGUGCCAGCCUUGAUCUUAUUUGAUUUUUAAAAUUAUUUCCUUUUGACAAACUAAGUAUUUAUCCAUGUGCCCUACAGCUUCCUCUUAAUGCUUCUUUUUGAAGAACAUUUCAACGCGAAAAAGAGAUUAUUUGGGGGCUUAAGAUUUGCAGUGUUAUCAUCUAACCCCAAAGGUGUACAUUGAGGGAACUACCCAGCUACACUGCGAUGGAGGAAGAGAAAGCGGCAUAUAAACAAACCACUGUAUCUUCCCAUUGGCUGUCAGGAAGCAGAAGGAGCUGGUGACAGAUAUGCUUUGCAUAUGGCUUGCUACGUUUUCAUUUGGAUAAGUUUAAUGUAUGGCAAACUCAGAAAGGGGGAGGUGGUCACUUUAGGUUGAAACUUUCUAAACAGUGAAUGUGUACACAAUAAAAUUAAAACAAAGCCAACGUUUUCUGAAGCUUAGCGUACUUGAGUGGCAAUUACAAUUAACAAAAAACUCACCUAGCGUGUCUCUCCCAAGAGUGAAGUUCCCAUGAAUAACUUCCUGAGCCCUUCGAGGGGACAUGGAAGGACGGCACUGUGGACCCUAACCUGUGGAUAGGGUGAGGGCCCACUGCCUGACUACGUAAGCAUGUGUUUUUUUACCUUGCUAAAGGGGAGACUGUUGUCCCCAAAACUCAUGUUCCUUUCGGGUUUUGUGUACCGACUUGUCCAGUAAUAAAUGUAAGUGGUUUCCAUGAGUUGCCAGUGACCCUGCGUUGAAGAUCUCGGGAGUUCUUUCAUUUUGAGUUGGGUUUAUGGAUUUUUUUCCAACUGGUGAAAGGCAUGCAGCCUUCCCGGCCUCCCUCCCCUUUCAGCCAUAGGAAAGUACAUGUUUAGAAAAACCUUUGAGAAGCUAUGCCUUGUUCCCUGUGAAAGUGAGUGGGUGUGUGCACCGGAAGACCUUGUGCUUGGGUGCAGCAGAGGGGGUGGCCUGCGGGUCUCCACGUCGCUGAGCUGCACCGUUCCCAACCUGCUCCACGCUCCUGUUGCCAGCAGCACUCACCCGCCCCUUCGCCACUCCACUCCGCGUCGCUAUCUCCUCACAGCCUGGUGAAUAAAGCCGUGUGCUUCAUUUGUAAGCGC
Molecule: messenger RNA, 7533 nt
Organism: Chinchilla lanigera (long-tailed chinchilla)
Lineage: Eukaryota; Metazoa; Chordata; Mammalia; Rodentia; Chinchillidae
Gene: Ablim1
Product: actin binding LIM protein 1
Exons: 25
Coding region: 16-2646 (876 amino acids)
Biological process (GO): cytoskeleton organization; cilium assembly; lamellipodium assembly
Cellular component (GO): stress fiber; actin cytoskeleton
Molecular function (GO): actin filament binding
Source: RefSeq, a predicted model, not a curated record